Molecule: messenger RNA, 2371 nt
Organism: Tilletiopsis washingtonensis
Lineage: Eukaryota; Fungi; Basidiomycota; Exobasidiomycetes; Entylomatales
Exons: 6
Coding region: 80-2371 (763 amino acids)
Biological process (GO): peptidyl-lysine monomethylation
Cellular component (GO): nucleus
Molecular function (GO): protein-lysine N-methyltransferase activity; protein binding
Source: RefSeq, a predicted model, not a curated record
CAUCCACCGCAAGCUCGCUGCCGCAAGUGCGACUCAAGACAGGGCAAGCGCGCAGCAGUGUCUACGUCCGGCACGCGCCAUGGAGCAAGUGGGCGAAAGCAGCCGCAGCGGCGCUGCCAGCGCAGGCACGGGCGCCGCGUCGGUGCGUGCCAGUCAGAGUGACGACGCCUCGCGGCUGGCGCGUCUGCGGGCCUGGGCCGCCGCACGCCACAUCUGGGUGCAUGAGGGCGCCGACAUCCGCGUCGUCGGCGGCACUGCGGCAUUGGGCUCAGCAGCGAGUCAAGGAGAUCACGCGCAAGAAGAGAAGGCGGCAGAGGAGGCCACGGCAGCGGACGGCGCCGGCUUUGGUGUCUUUGCGAGCGCACGAGAAGGCACAGAGGGCACUGCCAUCGGGCUGCGACAGGUCGUCGUGCUGACGCCUAAGCGUGCCAUUCUCUCGGCCCGCACCUCGUCGAUUGCGCCGCAUCUGCCCGCCAACAUUCUCUUCACGUCCAACUCGACCGCCGGCUUGCUUCUGGCGCUGGUGCUGCUGCACGAGUACCUGCUCGGCACUGCAGGUCCGUGGUGGGACUACCUACAGAGCCUGCCGCACGCCCUCGCCUUUCCCGCGGCGCCGCCCCAUGCCGGGCCCGAGGCGCCACCGCAGCUCAGGCAGAUGCCCGGCGUGCCCGGCUCGUGGGGCGUGCCCAUCCCGCUGCUGUGGUCGGCACACAGCGAUGAGUGGCGCUGGAUCGCCGGCGCCGAGAGUGCUCGCAUGGUGCAGCGCGCCAAUGCCGACCCGCGCGGCAAGAUCGAGGGCAACGGCAUGAGUCUCCAACGCAUCCACGACUACUUUGCGCACACGGCCUUACCCGUGCUGCGCAAGAGCCAAGCGCAGCUCUUCGCAGGCGCUGCGCCGGGCGUGGCGAAGCAGCUGCGCGCCGAGUUCGAGCGCGCGUACAGCAUCGUCAGCAGCCGUGCCUUUGUUGUCGACAUGUAUCACGGACUGGCACUCGUGCCCAUUGCAGACAUGUUCAAUCACGUCGAAGGCAACAACAUGCAGUUCGAGGCCGACGAUGUCGUGUGCGACGAGUGCGGUGCGCUGGGUGCGUGCCCGCACAGCAACGAUCCGCUGCCGUCGGAGGCAUAUGGGCGGCCGUCGUCCUACCUGCCUGCCACGCACGGGCCCAACUCAGCCUCGUGGCAGCCGCCGCCGGAGCUGCGCGGCGUCGACACGGCCGACAUGGUCGCGCGCGUGCCCAUUGCGCCCGGCGACGAGCUGUUCAACAGCUACGGGUACCUCAGCAACGCCACGCUGCUCACGACGUACGGCUUUGCGCUGGCCGAGGAGACGGAGUGGGAGCGCUUUGCGUGGGAGUGGCGGAUAGGCGACGAGCGCCGCGAGCUGGCAGAUGCACUGGCGCUCGGAGAGGGACGGCCGGAUGAAGAGACCAUCAUCGAACGACGUCGCAGCAGCGGUAGCGCAAGCAUGCUGAAUGAGAGCGGCAAGCGUCGCGGCAGCAUCUCCGUAGCGCCUGCCACUCCGUCCAAGCGGUCCCGAGGCGAUGCGACGGCGCUGUUGCGGCGGCGUCGCUGGCUGCAUCUAUGCGCUAGCUACGCCGGCCUCCCGCUGUCGACCUUUGACGAGCUGCUCAUCGACCCGCCACGCGGCGGAGCGCGCGGCCACCAGUUUGACGCAGAGGAGGCCGGCGACGUCGAGCUCCUCACGCUCCCGUAUCCCAGUCCGCUUGGCGCCCUCACGCGGCGUGCCCUCGCGCCCGAUGCUGAUGCCGACGACGACUCGAGUGACGCUGACUCUUCAGCCGGCGAAGCCUCUCCUCGUGCAGCGCGCCAGCAGCAGCAAAAUGACACGCUCAGCGCACUUGUGGCGCCGCUGUCGAAGCACGAAGGCUCUUCGGACGCGCGCAGCCCGCUGUUCAUCGACGGCGAAGGUCGCGUGUCCUUGCCGCUGUGGCGUGUGGCGCUUCUCGGCGCCCUUGCAGAGGCUGCACUGGAGACGUCCGUCGACCUUGACCCGACCGAGGCUCAAGAAGAGACAGCAAGGCGAGCCGUAUGGCGUGCCGAGGCGGCGCUCGAGGCGCCAGACGCGCAGCUGGACGACGUGCGUUGCGUGGACAAAGCGCUGGGCGCAUUGCACGAGCUCGUCGAGGGCCGACGGCAAGGGAUGCGCAUCGCGCGCGAUAGCGAGGAGGAGGCAGCAUUGCGCAUCAUCGAGACGGAGCCCAUGUCGCCGCUGCGCAGCGCCGCCACGCAAGCCUUCCAGGAGCUCGCAGCGCUGCGUGCUUGUCUCUCCCGCCUGUCCGAGGCGCGGCGCGGCACCCAGCGCUGGCUCGCGCAGAUCGCGCCUGAUGUGCAAGGGGAGAUGAAAUGA